AAAUAUCCGUGCCUCUCUUAUUUCUUAUACAUUUAGUUAUUUUUUUUUUUUCUAUUUUAGUAUAGGCACUUAGGUGUGGUACACACAACAUAAAAUAUGAGCGUGUAAUCGCAUUUACAAUGUGUUGUGCAGUAAAGAAUACUCCCUUUACGUCGUAGUCAGUACCUUUGUGGAACUCGCAGGCACUUUAAUUGUUUUUCUGAAACGUUUUUUAUUGUGUAGGUUUGGUAAACGCUCCGAAUCAAAAUACAUGCUUUUUUCCACCGUUGUAUAAAUGAGUACAAAACUAUAUAUAAUCUUUACAAAUUUGUUUAUGUCGAUAAAUAUUUUUUUCAAAUUUGUUUAAAUAGUAAAUAUUAUCUGUUACGUAUGAGGGUAUUUGUCCUGAUAUUGAGAUUCCUUAAGUCAGAGAAUGUGUGGGUAGUGACGCAUAAAAGCGAAAUCGCAGAAGAGGUUAUUUUAAUUUUCUAAAAAAAGUGUCAUACAAUCGAUCGCAAAUCUUAUCAGAGAUAAGAACAGUAUUUGAAAACUUAUAACGCUGGUUUGACACAUCCGCGGACAACCGAUAGUGACUGUUGUGUGUGACCUACCUUGUAGUAAAUAAUAGUGGACAAAAUGGGUUCAGUAAAAAAGUAUUUCAAGAAACAAUUUCGACGUAAUAUGUUUGGUUUAAAAUAUAAAAGUAAUUCAGAUUUUUACUUGAGUUGUUUUCAAAGUAGUACGUCGGCACUACCGUUGUUGAUUGUGAGAUUAUUGCUUUUCUUAACAUGCCUGGGAAUUUUUAUAUCAUCACUUACAAUCACAACAAUGUACUUCUCAAAUGCAGGACUAUGGUUCUUAUACAUGACAUCUUGGGGCGUAAUGUUAAUAACUAUAACUAGUGGUUUUGGAUUUGUCGUGUCAGCUACAAUUUACCUUAAAGGAGAUCCUGAUGACAGCUCUGGUCUACCUUGGUAUAUUAAGGUGUAUUGGGCGUUGUACACAUUGACAAUUCCAAUAGCAUUUUUCAUAACCGUCUUUUAUUGGGCCUUUUUAUCAAGUGCAAACGAGGAGUUCGCCGUAGACUCCGUGCUGGACAUCUUCAUCCACGCGAUAAACAGUGUCAUUAUGUUCCUUCUGCUCAUCACAGCUCGACAACCAACAAAUCUGCUCCACUUUUACAUCUCUAUACUAUUUGCUAUUGUUUACGUUAUAUUUACUGUGAUAUAUUAUUCCGUUGAUGGAAGAGACCCGUUCGGCAAUCCUUACAUUUAUCCUGUAUUAGAUUGGAACAAUGCCGGUACAUCCAUGAUCACGGUUGUAUUUGCAGCUAUAUUGAUUAUUGUUUUUCACUUCCUAACUGCAAUGAUGACCGUUGCAAGAGACGCCUUUAGUCGAUGGUGGACGAGAAAUGAUGACAACUUUCAAUUAGCCUAAGCCGCAACAUUAAGUGCCAUAAUUGUGGAAUAAAAUCGCCACAACUCUUAACAUUGCUAAUUGCCAAAGUUGUAAUUUUUACAUGGAUUACUAACUAUAAAAUAUAUAAAAACUUUUAAAUAUGUGAGAGCGAGUGUAUGCAAGUGUUAUCCCAUAUGUGACGAUAGGUAUAUUUUACUUAAUUCUGUUAUCUUUUUUUGUGAAAAGAUCUUAACUAGAGUUGUUUAUUACACUGAUAAGUUUUCUGUGACGGAAUGUAAAAUCUGAAUAAAGACAACAUUUUAUUGCGAUUUUUACAUAUGUAUAUAUUAAAAGGAACUCAAACUGUUCGUUGACGUUAAAUAUAUUAAUUACUAUUAACGUGACUUUGUAAAUAAAUUGUAUACUUAAGCUUUAUUUUUAUUGGCAAAUAUGCGUCCAUUUACAAUUAACCCUAGUGUCGAAGGUUCUUCGUUAAAUAUAUUUGAAUAAGAAGAAACGUCGAUUUACGAUUUCCAUUAGAGGUAUUAAAAAAAAGGUAUAAAUAUAAAUGACAGUAGCUUAACAUACUACUGGAGGAAUCUAGUUCCUCCAGAAAUUUGUUACAAAUACUUUAUGAUUGAAAUAUUUAAUUAAAAGUCCAAAAUAUUA
Melitaea cinxia (Glanville fritillary) is the source of this 2046-nucleotide messenger RNA. Its product is annotated as protein rolling stone-like. NCBI's taxonomy places the organism in Eukaryota, Metazoa, Arthropoda, Insecta, Lepidoptera, Nymphalidae. The record is from RefSeq and is a predicted model, not a curated record. The coding region runs from base 616 to 1416 and encodes 266 amino acids. The transcript has 4 exons. Gene Ontology annotation, cellular component: membrane.